Symbiodinium natans is the source of this 732-nucleotide messenger RNA. The record is from the annotation of a GenBank genome assembly. NCBI's taxonomy places the organism in Eukaryota, Dinophyceae, Suessiales, Symbiodiniaceae.
AUGCUGCCCAGCUUCCGCCGCUGGGUUCACUUCCGGCUGCUGGCCGCCAGCGGUGCUUUCACCGCGGCCUCAAGCGUGGCGGCCUUCCUUGGCAACCGCAGCGCCCAGAAGGUCAUGGAGGUCUCUCAGAACACGUGCCACUACAUCGGCCUCGACAAAGUCACUCAGAAGGACAUGAUGACCUCGAGCCCAGAUCCGAACCUGAGGCGGUUAUCGACGCCCUGCCGGCUGCAGGACAUCGACGCGUUCUUGAGCCACAGUUGGCACGACCCGCCUCUGGCCAAGUGGGAGGCACUACAAGCCUGGCGCAGGUCCUUCAAGGCCCAGCAUCAGCGUGAGCCACGUCUCUGGAUUGACAAGUAUUGUAUCGACCAGGAGAACAUUGAAGCCAGCCUCAUGUGCCUUCCGGUAUUCCUUGCCAGCUGCCACACGUUGCUCAUCAUCGCAGGAGAGACCUACUUUGACCGCCUUUGGUGUGUUGAGGAGGUCUUCGUCUACCUGCAGAUGUCCCGUUCCAUUGAUUCCAUCGAGCUUCUGCCCAUCUGCUCCGACAUGGAUGAGCGCAUCCAGACAUUCGACGCCCAGGCGGCACAGUGUUUCAAAGAUCGCGAUCGACAGCGGCUUUUGGCCACGAUCGAGGCUGGCUGUGGUGACUUCGAGAGCUUCAAUGCUGAUGUGCAAGAUGCCCUGAUGCAUGCCUUGAAGAAGUCGCGUUGGGCCUUUGGGGCCUGA